GUUCCCGCUCGAGCGAAACUUUUCGUUCCGGUUUCGCUCUUCGCAGCAAAACUUUUAUAGUGAAAAAAAUUUUGUGCACUGAAAAAUUGUCCUAUUUGACUCAUACUGAUUCAGCGGAGUAUAAUUACAGGGUGGAUAUUUUCAAAAUCCGUUUAUAUAUGGCCCAGAUUCGAUUUGCUGAAUACUAUAUUUGAUUAUAAUUAAAUAAGAAUAUCAUCAUGCUUAGUAGUAACUUAAAACAAACUGGUGGUCGUCAAUCAUCUAAGAUGAUUAACAUGAUUAAAAGGAAUACUUAUAAUCAAAUAAGAACUAUUACCAAAACAAACUUACAAAAUGCUACCAUGACUUCUACAUCAAGGCCAACCCCAGCCCCUGCCUUUAAUGGAACUCCAGAGAUUGGUAAAAAACAUCCUGCUGGAAGAUAUUCAGCUAUAACCAAUAAACCAGUUGAACAAGUAAUGGAUGAUUCAUUUAUUGGUCUUACUGGUGGAGAAAUUUUUCAUGAAAUGAUGUUAAGACAUAAUGUUGAUACUGUUUUUGGUUAUGCUGGUGGUGCUAUCUUACCAGUUUUUGAUGCCAUUUAUAAUUCAGAUAAGUUCAACUUUGUUCUUCCUCGUCAUGAACAAGGUGCUGGUCAUAUGGCUGAAGGUUAUGCAAAGGCUACUGGUAAACCAGGGGUUAUUCUUGUUACUUCUGGUCCAGGUGCUACCAAUGUUAUAACUCCUUUAGCUGAUGCUCUUAUGGAUGGUGUACCUUUGGUUGCAUUUUCUGGUCAAGUUCCAACUACUGCCAUUGGUACUGAUGCAUUCCAAGAAGCUGAUGUUAUUGGUAUUUCAAGAUCUUGUACUAAAUGGAACGUUAUGGUAAAAAAUGUUGCUGAAUUACCAAGAAGAAUAAAUGAAGCCUUUGAAAUUGCCACUUCUGGUAGACCAGGUCCAGUUUUGGUUGAUUUACCAAAAGAUGUAACUGCUUCAAUUUUAAGACAUGCUAUUCCAAUAAAUACGACUUUACCUUCAAAUGCUCUUAGUCAAAUCACUAAAAAGGCACAUACUGCUUUUACUACUGAAGCUAUCAGAAGAUCUGCUGAUUUGUUGAACAAAUCAAAGAAACCUAUUAUUUACGCUGGUGCUGGUAUUUUAAAUAAUGAAGAUGGUCCAAAAUUAUUAAAGGAAUUAGCUGAUAAAGCAAAUAUCCCUGUCACAACAACUUUACAAGGUUUAGGAGCUUUUGAUCAAAGAGAUCCAAAAUCUUUAGAUAUGUUGGGUAUGCAUGGUAAUGCUGCUGCCAAUACUGCCAUCCAAAAUUCCGAUUGUAUUAUCGCUCUUGGAGCUAGAUUUGAUGAUAGAGUCACUCUUAAUAUUAAUAAAUUUGCUCCAGUUGCAAAAUUGGCUGCUCUUGAAGGCCGCGGUGGUAUCAUUCAUUUUGAAAUUAGUCCAAAGAAUAUAAAUAAAGUUGUAGAAGCUACUGAAGCUGUUGAAGGUGAUGUUACUUCGAAUUUAAAGAGUUUUAUUCCAUUAGUUCAUACUGUUAAGGAUAGAUCUGCUUGGAUUAACCAAAUCAAUGAAUGGAAAGAACAAUAUCCAUACUCAUAUCAAGAAGAAACUCCAGGUUCUUUAAUUAAACCUCAAACUUUAAUUAGAGAAAUUUCCAAACAAGCUUCUACUUAUGAUAAAGAAGUUCUUUAUACUACUGGUGUUGGACAACAUCAAAUGUGGGCUGCUCAACAUAUUACUUGGACCAAACCAAGAACAAUGAUCACAUCAGGUGGUUUAGGUACUAUGGGUUUUGGUUUACCUGCUGCUAUUGGUGCUCAAAUUGCUAAACCAGAUGCAAUUGUUAUUGAUAUUGAUGGUGAUGCCUCAUUCAAUAUGACUCUUACUGAAUUAUCAUCUGCUGUCCAAGCUAAUGCUCCUGUUAAAGUUUGUGUUUUAAAUAAUGAAGAACAAGGUAUGGUAACUCAAUGGCAAUCACUUUUCUACGAACACAGAUACUCUCAUACACAUCAAUCCAAUCCUGAUUUCAUGAAAUUAGCCGAUGCUAUGGGUGUUGAAGGUAUUAGAAUUAGUACUCAAGAAGAAUUGGUUGACGGUGUCAAGAAAUUCUUAGAUGCUAAGGGUCCUGUUUUAUUGGAAGUCAUUGUUGAAAAGAAAGUUCCUGUUUUGCCAAUGGUUCCAGCUGGUAAAGGUUUGGAUGAAUUUAUUGUAUGGGAUGCUGAAGUGGAAAGACAACAAAAUGAAUUAAGAAAAGAAAGAACUGGUGGAAAACAUUAAAGAAAGUAUAUUGUUAAUAUUAACUAUAUGAUCUUUUAAAUACAUUACUCAUGACAAUUAUUUAUUUAUGUAUUUCUUUAUUUAUUUUUCAUUCACUCAUUCAUUCAUUCAUUCAUUCAUUUUUAUUCGCAUAUCAUACUUCUGUGAAAGCGUUUAGUCAUGAAAGUUUUUCAUUAUUGUUUUGCAUUAGCUUUGGUUUAUCACUAAAUCUUUGAAUUUUGUUUAAUUCUCAGUCCAACGUUUGCGGUAUUCAAAAAGGUUAAAAGAAAAGAGAGAACUCAAAAGGGUAACAGUAGCACAAGAACUCUCAGGGCAUAGAAAGUUGACUUGUUUUCCGGUUAUUCAAUAUUUGUAAAUGUUUGUUUUAUAUUAUUAGUUAUUAGUUUAUUUUUGUUAAACGGCUCUUAGUUUGUAUUCAAUUUUAACUGGACAUUCUUGUCUCUGAAAAAAUAUAUCAUUAUUAAAUCAAAU
This is a messenger RNA of Scheffersomyces amazonensis, 2741 nucleotides long. It is a transcript of the gene ILV2, whose product is annotated as acetolactate synthase catalytic subunit. Gene Ontology annotation, cellular component: mitochondrion; acetolactate synthase complex. Gene Ontology annotation, biological process: L-valine biosynthetic process. Lineage: Eukaryota; Fungi; Ascomycota; Pichiomycetes; Serinales; Debaryomycetaceae. The record is from RefSeq and is a predicted model, not a curated record. Gene Ontology annotation, molecular function: magnesium ion binding; acetolactate synthase activity; thiamine pyrophosphate binding. Bases 219 to 2270 code for a protein of 683 amino acids. The transcript has a single exon.